AUGUCUUGCUACGAGCAGUGCAAGCAGCCCUGUCUGCCCCCUCCCAUUUGUGUGCAGAAAUGCACCAAGUGUGUGGAGCCCUGCAAGACAGUGUGCGUGGAGCCCUGCAGCAACGUCUGCGUGAAGCCAUGCUCCACGCCGUGUGUGGAGGUCUGCUCAACACCCUGUGCCACCCAGUGCACCACGUCCUGCACCACCCAGUGCGUGGAGCCUUGUGCCGCCCAGUGCACCACGUCCUGCACCACCCAGUGCGUGGAGCCUUGUGCCACCCAGUGCACCACGUCCUGCAGCACCCAGUGUGUGGAGCCCUGCAGCACCCAGUGCGUGGAGCCCUGUCCCCCUGAGUGCAUCGACGUCUGCAUAAAGCCAUGUGCCACUCAGUGCCCAACCCACUGCAGCACCCAGUGCGUGGAGCCCUGCGUCACCCAGUGCUGCACCAAGUGCGUGGAGCCCUGCCAAACCCCAUGCGUGGAGGUGUGCGCCACCAAGUGCGUUGAUUCGUGCGAGACGGUGUGCCUGGAGCCAUGCGGCACGGUCUGCUCUCGCCCAUGCUGA
Molecule: messenger RNA, 555 nt
Organism: Nipponia nippon (crested ibis)
Lineage: Eukaryota; Metazoa; Chordata; Aves; Pelecaniformes; Threskiornithidae
Source: RefSeq, a predicted model, not a curated record